AUGGCAAGUUUACCACUAAGCAGUGAAUGCUUGGAGGCUUACAAUGCGUUGAAGCUCAAAAAGUCUUUCAAAUAUGUUAUCUACGGGGUGGACUCUACCUUCAAAGAGAUCGUCGUUCUGAAAACCUCAUCAGCAUCCGACUACGAUGAGUUCAUGGCUGAUCUUCCAGAUGACGAGUGCAGAUGGGCAGUCUACGAUUUUGCGUACAAAAGGUCGGAUGGCAGCGAGAGAAACAAGCUAGUCUUUAUCUCAUGGCAUGUUACCAGACUGCGCAAAGAUCAGGCACAAGAUGAUAUAUUCGUCGUCCAAGGAUACGCUCCGGAAAGCACUAACCGGUGUAGCAGUUGA
This is a messenger RNA of Aspergillus pseudonomiae, 348 nucleotides long. Its product is annotated as actin-binding ADF family protein. The transcript is spliced from 3 exons. Gene Ontology annotation, biological process: actin filament depolymerization. The record is from RefSeq and is a predicted model, not a curated record. The coding region runs from base 1 to 348 and encodes 115 amino acids. Lineage: Eukaryota; Fungi; Ascomycota; Eurotiomycetes; Eurotiales; Aspergillaceae. Gene Ontology annotation, molecular function: actin filament binding. Gene Ontology annotation, cellular component: cytoplasm; actin cytoskeleton.